AUGAGCAAGUUCUGUUAUGAUUUCGGUAAAGAUCAACCUCAUGACGAAGAAGAAAUUAUGAAAAUUUGGUAUGCAAGUAAAGUCUCGGAGUUGAAUGAUAUGGUAGAAGACCGAGAUCAUGGAGAUGUGAGCCCCAAAUAUAUUACCUGGUUGCAUGACCCUUCAUCGCUUAGAGAUAGGCCUGAAGGAUCCAACAGGAGGAGAAAUGAUCAAAGAGCUAUAAAAAGGUUAAAAGAGGAAUUUGAGCAUUCCCGGAUGACCAUAUCUAAACAACAAACCCAACUGCAAGCUGGAGUCGCUCAGAUUUGUUUAAAUAUUGAGAAAGAUUAUCAAUCGGCCUUACGGGGCAUGGAUAAAGAUCUAAAGCAUGCUAAAAAUGAGGCGGCCCGCUUAGAAGAAGAAUUGGCAAGCACUAUUGGUUUAGUUAGAAGAGUUGAGGCAAAUAACAAUGUUGAAAUGCAUAAGCUGCAAGAAGACUUGAGUAUCAUUGAAAAGGAUGCGCACCAGCAACAAUUGGAGUUUGAUCAGCAGAGAGAGGAGUUUGAAAGAGAAAAGGCCCAUUGGAUACGCUCAAAGGGUCAGUUUCUUGCACAAUUGGAAGAAAUAAAAAGGCAUAAGGGAGGUCAUCAACAUGCAGAUUUUGAGGUAGAGCGGCGUCAGUGGAUGAUUGAGAGAGCUGUGCUAAAUCGCCGUAUUGAAGAAUACGAGGGACGCGAGACUGAGAUGGGUAACGCCCUCAACACUACCCAGAUAUGGUUGCAGAAUUGUCACGUGAAUACGGGGCAAGCUAGAGAUCAAGUACUUCAAUUGGCAGAGAAAGCAACAUAUAUUCAUGACGAUCAUCGUCAUCUAAACAAUGAGAAAGUUGGUCAACAGGCACGUGCCCUCGUUCCACAAUUGCCGGGAGUGUUUCAGAAUUUGUACGAGAUGUUGGGGGGAGAGUGGAGGCCAAGGGAUGCAGACCAUUGA
Nicotiana tabacum (common tobacco) is the source of this 969-nucleotide messenger RNA. The record is from RefSeq and is a predicted model, not a curated record. NCBI's taxonomy places the organism in Eukaryota, Viridiplantae, Streptophyta, Magnoliopsida, Solanales, Solanaceae.